Prunus avium (sweet cherry) is the source of this 2876-nucleotide messenger RNA. RefSeq names its product wall-associated receptor kinase-like 14. NCBI's taxonomy places the organism in Eukaryota, Viridiplantae, Streptophyta, Magnoliopsida, Rosales, Rosaceae. Gene Ontology annotation, biological process: protein phosphorylation. Gene Ontology annotation, molecular function: protein kinase activity; ATP binding. The record is from RefSeq and is a predicted model, not a curated record.
AUCCCCUUUGUCUCAUCUCUCCAAACCAAGCUAUCAUUCAAGCUUCAAAGGAAUUGUGUUUUUUUUCUUCUCAUUUUUAUAUGAUAAAUAAAUAGUAUUUUGUAACGCCUAUUUCUUUCUUAUUUUCCAUAUGAAAUGAAAGAGAAGGCCACAGCAGAUUCGUGUCCUAGACUCUAGUGUGUAAGCAAGAAACUCCCCUUUCUCCCUCCCUCUCUCCGACUCUCUCUCUCCAAUAUAUCCAUUUCAAUCAAUUCCAAAGCCAGCAGUUCAUUUGCCGUCGAAGAACCAAAGCUCAAGCAUUAAUUCCUCAUCACUAAAUUAAGAAACCCAUUGAUUUUUAACACUUUCCUGAUAUGAAUUUGAUCACUCGAUAGAAAAACUUUCCUUCAUCAAAACCUACUUCCAUGAAAAUCAUAAACAAUCCUACCCUUUCCUUUAUAUCCAUCUUUGCUCUUUCAGUACUUCUCGCAAACACGUCCCAUGCAUCAACCCCCUCCCCCUGCAACCGGUCGUGCCCAGGCGUCGGGACCGACCCGAUCCAAUACCCAUUCGGAUUCUCACCCGGCUGCGAAAUCCGCCUCAAGUGCACCCCACACACCGGAAUCUUCAUCGGCGAAUUCCCCAUCCAAAUCAUAACCCCAGACAGCAUAAGAGUCACCCUCCAGAGCCGAUGCAAUCGUCCCUUGCACACCCUCAGCCAGCUCUACGGCCCCAGAUACGCCCCAACGUCCAGAAACGCCAUCCUCCUACAGAACUGUACCGACGGGCAACCCUCGAGCAGCUGUGAGAUACCCAACAUUCUGGUCAAGGCCCGGUUCGACGCGCCGCCCAAUUGCAGCUCCAACAGCAGUCUCAGCUGCUACGCGGAGACCGGAAAGGAUGUCCGGUUUUUGGAUUUUGAGAGCGUCAAGCACAGGGAUUGCAAGUUCUUGUUGUCGUCGAUAUCGGCGUCGCCGCCGCAGCUGUUGAAUAGCUCUGCGGCGCCACCGCUGUUUUUGGAGGUUGAGGUGGUGGAGUUGGGGUGGUGGCUUGAAGGAACUUGCGGGUGUCAUAAGAACGCCAAUUGUACCACUGUUGUGUCGCCCAAUGGGACCCAAGGAUUUACGUGCAAGUGUAAUAAUGGGCUUCUUGGAGAUGGAUAUGUGGCUGGCUCCGGUUGCUGGAAAGGCUCACUGGUGUGCAACCCUGCAAAAUACUUGUCUGGGCAAUGUGGAGGAAAGACCAGGUUCAUCGUUUUGAUUGGAGCCGUUUUUGUUGGAGCUUCCUUGAUGAUCAGUCUGGCUCUAAUAUGCUGUUUUAUUCGACGCCAAUCCAAACUGAAAGCAAGACACUGCACAAAACGCCUUCUAUCUGAAGCUACAGGCAACUGCAACAUUCCCUUCUAUCCCUACAAAGAAAUUGAGAAAGCCACAAAUGGCUUCUCAGAGAAACAAAGGCUGGGGACGGGAGCCUACGGAACUGUUUAUGCAGGAAAACUCCAUGAUGAAUGGGUUGCCAUAAAAAGAAUUAAGCAUAGAGGUAAUGACAGCAUUGACCAAGUCAUGAAUGAGAUCAGACUCAUUUCAUCUGUAAGGCACCAAAAUUUAGUCCGCUUGUUGGGUUGUUCCAUAGAACGUGGUGAACAGAUUCUUGUGUAUGAAUUCAUGGCCAAUGGAACAUUAUGUCAACAUCUACAAAGAGAGAGAGGUGACGGACUUUCUUGGCCGAUACGCCUCACCAUCGCCACUCAAACCGCCCAAGCAAUUGCUCACCUGCACUCUGCUGUCAAACCUCCAAUAUAUCAUAGAGAUAUCAAGUCAAGCAACAUUCUUUUAGAUUGCAACUUCAAAGCCAAACUUGCAGAUUUUGGUCUUUCAAGGCUUGGCAUGGCUGAAUCGUCCCACAUUUCAACAGCUCCACAGGGGACGCCAGGUUAUCUUGAUCCUCAGUACCAUCAGAACUUCCAUCUUUCCGAUAAAAGCGACGUCUAUAGCUUUGGUGUAGUUCUUGUUGAGAUUAUAACAGGGUUGAAAGCAGUGGACUUUAAUCGUCCCCAUAAUGAAGUGAACUUGGCUGCUCUAGCCAAUGACAGGAUUGGAAGAGGGUGUUUAAAUGAGAUCAUAGACCCUUUUCUCGAGCCCCAUAUGGAUGCUUGGACCCUUUCUUCGGUUCAUAAAGUAGGUGAAUUGGCAUUCAGAUGUCUAGCAUUUCACAGAGACAUGAGACCUUCAAUGAUGGAAGUAACAGCUGAAUUAGAGCUAAUCAAGCUAAGCAGAUGGCCAUCUUCAUCAGAAGAUAACACGUACACUGCUUCAUCAGAGGGAUCCUCUUGCUGUUCUUCGUCUAGCGUAAGCGAGAAACCUCUGAACAUUAGCAAGUCCCAAUCAGAGCGAAGUGUCAUUUUGCUGCAGAGUGGAGCUGCUGGCAGCUUAAACUCAACAGAAAAGUUGAAGAAGGAUAAUUCACCAGUUUCUGUUCAUCAGGAUUCAUGGUUAAGUGAUCAGAGCUCACCUUCAUCAAACAGCUUGCUAAGUAAUGCAAUUCAGUGACACUGAAGGUGAUUAGAUUUUUUUUCUUCUUAUUGGGUGCCUAGCUUCAUGUCAUUAUGUUAAUACCAUAAAAGUAGUUUUGCAUCACAGCAGGGGAAUUCAAUUUUCCCUUCCUCAUCGUCGUUCAUUAUGUACUGAUAAUAAGCAUAAGCUUGUAGAGGAAAAAAUCUUUGUUUUUCAACUUUUCAUAUAUGUACCUAUUUUUUGUUUUGUAAUUCGUAGUUAAAAUUACACAGACUAGAAAGUUGUAGGCGGCUUGGUGAUGGUGUUGACCAGAGGAAACUCUGAUCAGAUCACACAGUAGUUUUUGAUGCAUUAUUAUAAAGAUCUUUCUCCAGGCUUGUUUGA